UAGUACUAGACAUCUCCAUAGCUACAACUCUGUAUGCAUUUUUUUUUUGUUUGUUUGAAUGGGAAUUUACAUCUGUUUUUUUUCCAAAUUAAACUUGCUCAACUAAUCUCAUUCAAUGCUUGAAUUUAAAGAUCAGCUCCUUUCUCUGCAAAAAUUAGUUGGGGAGGUUUUCAUCUCCCCACCUCCCACCAUCCCCCAUUGUAUUCUCUAUAGUGGUUUCACUUGUUGUCCUUUUCCUAUGCAUUUAUUGUGUUAAUUUUGCCAGAGAAAAAUUAGAUGGUGAAAUUCAAGAAACAGUCUGGCACUUGCUCAAUUCUACUUCAACUACUAUUAUUAAUUUCCUCCCUAUAAAUUCUCCUUCAAUUAUAUAUCUUUUUCUACUACUCCCACUGGACUAUUAUACACUAUACAAAAAUAAUAUGGACAUUGCUAUAGCUUUGUUCUUGUUUACUCUCAUAACAUGUUAUCUUCUAUGGUUCACUUUUAUCUCAAGAUCACUAAAGGGUCCACGUGUCUGGCCCUUAUUGGGCAGUUUACCGGGUUUGAUCGAGAACUCCGAACGUAUGCAUGACUGGAUUGUGGACAACCUCCGUGCGUGUGGUGGCACGUACCAGACAUGCAUAUGUGCAAUCCCCUUCUUGGCCCGGAAGCAAGGACUCGUGACCGUUACGUGCGACCCGAAGAAUUUGGAGCAUAUUUUGAAGACCCGAUUUGAGAAUUACCCAAAGGGUCCGACUUGGCAAGCUGUUUUUCAUGAGCUGCUUGGACAAGGGAUUUUCAACUCUGAUGGUGACACCUGGAUUUUCCAGAGGAAGACGGCAGCGCUCGAGUUUACGACUCGGACACUACGCCAAGCCAUGGCCCGAUGGGUGAAUCGGGCCAUACAGCUUAGGUUUUGUCCGAUUCUUAAGACGGCUCAGCUCGAAGGCAAGCCGGUUGAUUUGCAAGAUCUUUUGCUUAGGCUCACUUUUGAUAACAUCUGCGGCUUGGCGUUUGGUAAGGAUCCGCAGACAUUGGCACCCGGCUUGCCGGAUAAUACCUUUGCAUCGGCUUUUGACCGAGCCACGGAGGCGUCGCUGCAGCGGUUUAUAUUGCCAGAAGUUGUAUGGAAGCUGAAGAAAUGGCUUGGGCUCGGAAUGGAAGUCAGCUUGAACCGAAGCCUUGUACAGCUGGACAAAUAUAUGUCUGACAUCAUCAAUACACGUAAGCUUGAGUUGAUGAGUCAGCAAAAAGAUGGAAACCCACAUGAUGACUUGUUAUCAAGGUUUAUGAAGAAAAAAGAAUCCUACACGGAUAAGUUCUUGCAACACGUGGCACUCAAUUUCAUCCUAGCUGGACGUGAUACGUCAUCGGUCGCGUUGAGUUGGUUUUUCUGGUUGGUGAUCCAGAAUCCAGUAGUUGAAAAAAAAAUCUUACAAGAAAUAUCGACGGUCUUGGUUGAGACACGUGGCAGUGACACGUCAUCAUGGCUCCACGAGCCGUUAGCUUUUGAGGAAGUCGAUCGACUAACCUACUUGAAAGCCGCAUUGUCGGAAACUCUCCGGCUUUAUCCAUCGGUGCCGGAGGACUCUAAGCACGUGGUGGUUGACGACGUAUUGCCGGACGGGACAUUUGUUCCAGCGGGUUCGUCAAUAACAUAUUCUAUAUACUCAGCUGGAAGAAUGAAGAGUACAUGGGGAGAAGAUUGUUUAGAAUUCAAGCCAGAAAGGUGGCUAACCCUAGAUGGUAAAAAGUUUGUAAUGCAUGAACAGUAUAAGUUUGUGGCAUUUAAUGCUGGUCCAAGGAUAUGUCUAGGGAAAGACUUGGCCUACUUGCAAAUGAAGUCGGUGGCGGCAGCAGUAUUGCUUCGCCACCGACUCACAGUGGCUCCCGGCCACAAGGUGGAGCAGAAAAUGUCGUUAACCCUAUUUAUGAAAGACGGACUUAAAGUGGAUCUUCGUCCAAGAGACCUCACACCAUUCGUGAAUAGUGUAAAGGAGGUCCAACUAUUGAAUGGGGACAAAGAUAAAUGUUCAUAGUUAUGGGAUAGGGGGUGGGGGUGGUUGAGGUGGAUUAAAGAAUGGUGUCGGCAAAUGUUGAUUGUAAGGAAGUAAAGUUAAAUUGGAUGGGUUUAAUGUGGUGGUUAAAUUCUCACAUGAAUGCUCAAGCUCUAAUUUGUGUUAUAAAGGAGAAAUGGCAUAGUAUACAUGAUUUUAAGGUACCUCACAUUCAUUGUGGGAGAAACUUUUUUUUUUUUUUUUUUUUGGGGGGUGGGGGG
This is a messenger RNA of Solanum dulcamara, 2257 nucleotides long. RefSeq names its product cytochrome P450 86A22-like. The coding region runs from base 420 to 2018 and encodes 532 amino acids. Gene Ontology annotation, molecular function: monooxygenase activity; iron ion binding; heme binding. Lineage: Eukaryota; Viridiplantae; Streptophyta; Magnoliopsida; Solanales; Solanaceae. The transcript has a single exon. The record is from RefSeq and is a predicted model, not a curated record.